This is a messenger RNA of Protobothrops mucrosquamatus (brown spotted pit viper), 1888 nucleotides long. It is a transcript of the gene MCMDC2, whose product is annotated as minichromosome maintenance domain containing 2. Bases 10 to 1773 code for a protein of 587 amino acids. Lineage: Eukaryota; Metazoa; Chordata; Lepidosauria; Squamata; Viperidae. The transcript is spliced from 12 exons. The record is from RefSeq and is a predicted model, not a curated record. Gene Ontology annotation, biological process: double-strand break repair via break-induced replication. Gene Ontology annotation, molecular function: single-stranded DNA helicase activity; DNA binding; ATP binding.
CUUCUGAAAAUGAAAGAAGCUGCUUUAAUUUAUCUUGACAGGAGUGGUGGUCUUCAGAAAUUUGUUAAUGACUGCAAAUCAUAUGGUAAUGAAUCUAGCCAAGGUUGCGCUGUUUUCCGGUUUCUUAUUUUGAUAAACCCAUCUGAUAUUAUUGAGUUGGAUGCUACUCUUGGAAAUUAUAUUUUGCAUCAACCUGUGAAGGGUACUCAGAUUUUUCAGUCAGUAUGUUUUACUGCAGUUAAAACAUUGUCAUUAAUUCAACAAUUAGAGACUGAAGCUCAGAUGAACAUAAUUCUGAAACUAACACAUUUACCUUCCUUGCCCUGUUACAUUCUCAGUCUUUGCAAAUUUCCAUUUGAUUAUACUACUCAGAGGUUUUAUGUGGCAGAGGGAAUAGUGGUUGCAAUGAGUAUCAUAACAAAGUACACACAGGGAGCAAGAUUUGUUUGUUCUGAAGAGACAUGUCAGUUUUCUGAAGGGUUUCAGUAUAUAAGAGUACAUACUGCCGGAGCUACAGAAUCUGCAACACUAAGAAAUGAUUUUGCAUGCAGCUUAUGUAUGUCACCACUGAAAGAAGACAAGAAAUAUCGAGUACUUGGUGAUAAACAAGUGGUUGAAAUGAUUGACUCUAAAGCAGUUAGUGUAUUACAGGGAUUUUCCGGAAAUAAAACACAUUUCAGAUUUCAAUCAUUUACAGUGCUUCUAAGAGAUGAAUUAGCCAAUAAAAUGAAAAUGGGAAAUCAAUAUAAAGUUAUAGGAAUUCCAGUCUAUAUGCAAAGCUGCUUACAAGCCACAAUUUGUCUUGAAGCUAACAACAUAUAUCCUUCUAAUUUUACAGGGCCUUCUUGUAUCAGUGAAAAAUUUAAGUACCUGCUUUCUUUGACUUCAAAUUCAUGUUGGAAAUUUACAGCGCUUCUGGCUGAAAGCUUUGCUUCAAAAGUUCUUCCAUCGGGCAUUUAUAAUACUCUGAAAUUGGCUAUAUUGUUGAGCUUAGUACAAACUAUUGAUGGAGAUGACAAAACAGCAGACUACUUAGAUCUUCUGGUAAUAACAAAUGAUUCUCUUAUACUGGAGAGAAUUAUGAAUUAUAGUAUAUGUCUUGUGCCCCGAGGGAUUCGGCACUUUUCAUCCAGUGAAGUUUUUCCAACUGUAUCAAAAGAUAAACAUGGGACCGGAACUGCUAUUAUUCAGGCUGGUAGUGCUUUAAUGGCUAAAAAUGGAAUAUGCUUCAUUGGAGAGCUGACUUCAUAUAAGAAAGAGAAACUUGAACAACUACAAGCAGCACUAGAGAGCAGGACAAUUACUAAAUUCAUUCCAGGAAAGAAAUAUGGAGAAACUACUGAUCAGCAAGUUAUUUUUCCAAUUCAAACAAGUUUCUGGUCAUUUAUUGAUGUGGAUUCAUCUUCAAAAAAGCAUAUACAACUGGAUAAUACUGUAAUUGGUCAGUUGGACUUAAGCUUGAUUUCAGCUACUCUUAUAGAUGCAUUUGGACUGUUGAUAUACUGCAAUGAAGCAUCAUGUUGUCAUUCUCCAUUUCCUGUUACGAAUUUCAUUUUAAAAAAAUCUAUUAAUUCAGAAGAGAUUUAUUCUAUCGCCCAACAAUUUCAAACCCAAGAUUAUGAGGAAUUUCUUGCUUUUUCAAAGAAUUUGCAUGUAGAAUUAUGUCCAGAAGCAGAAAGAUUAAUUCAUGGCUACUAUCUAGCAAGUCGAAGAGUCAGAUCACAACUCAUGAAUGGACCUAAUCUCUCAGCAACUUCACUAAAAAUCUUGUAAGUUGACACCUGCAAAGUAAAUACUGAAUCACUGCAGUUGGUAGGUUAGUAACAUAGUUGUUGUUAAGUGAAUUUCCCUACUGACUUUGCUUGUCAGAAAGUUGCAAAAGGUGAUC